GGCCUAGAGGGUAUAAAAGAGUCAUGGACGGAAGCCUUCAUUGCAGAAGAUUUCAGGAAACUGCAGACAUGUUUAGGUUUCUUGUGCUGACCUCUCUUGCAGCCCUUGUGCUGGCUGAGCCGCAGCCCAGGUUUCUGGAGGAUGAUCGUACACAGGAGAGAGUGGUGGGUGGUGAGGUGGCCAGACCCCACUCCUGGCCCUGGCAGAUAGGUCUUCAGUACCUAUCUGGAGGCUCCUACUACCACACCUGUGGAGGGACCCUGAUCAGGAGAGGAUGGGUCAUGACUGCUGCUCACUGUGUGGACACCCCCAGAACCUGGCGUGUUGUUCUUGGGGAUCACGACAUCUAUACCCAUGAGGGCACAGAGCAGUACAUGACCGUGAGUCAGGUCUACGUCCACCCCAGUUGGAACUCCAACAAUGUUGCAGGCGGGUAUGACAUUGCCCUCCUGCGUCUGACAUCUGAUGCUACUCUCAAUAACUACGUCCAGCUCGCCGCUCUGCCUCCUGCUAACCAGGUUUUGCCUAACAACAACCCCUGCUAUAUCAGUGGAUGGGGUCGCACCCAGACUGGAGGUCAGAUCUCUGCCCAGCUGAAGCAGGCCUCUCUGCCUGUUGUUGACUACAAUACCUGCUCCAGCAGCGGAUGGUGGGGGAGCACAGUGAAGACCACCAUGGUUUGUGCUGGUGGCGGCAGCAAUUCUGGCUGUCAGGGUGACUCUGGUGGCCCCCUGAACUGCAGUGUUGGUGGCCAGUAUGUUGUCCAUGGUGUGACCAGCUUUGUGUCCUCCUCGGGCUGCAAUGCCUACCAGAAGCCUACUGUCUUCACCCGCGUCUCUGCUUACAUCAGCUGGAUGAACAGUAUCAUGGGUUGAGAAGAGUGAUCAUCUCCAUGGAAACACUCUGGAUUCACCUCAGUUUCUUACUCCAUCAGAAUAAAAUGUCCUUCAAUGCA
Messenger RNA from Haplochromis burtoni (Burton's mouthbrooder), 955 nucleotides. RefSeq names its product elastase-1. NCBI's taxonomy places the organism in Eukaryota, Metazoa, Chordata, Actinopteri, Cichliformes, Cichlidae. The record is from RefSeq and is a predicted model, not a curated record. Gene Ontology annotation, molecular function: serine-type endopeptidase activity. The coding region runs from base 24 to 875 and encodes 283 amino acids. The transcript has 8 exons. Gene Ontology annotation, biological process: proteolysis.